AUGUACAUUCUUUCGCUUGUCCAAUUUAGAAGUGUCCUUCAGGAGAACAUCGACCUACUUCGUAUACAACGUGAACUCCGUGACCGACAGUCCGAGGUCGCAACUAUAUCAGCCCGGUUGGCCGAGGCUCAGACCAGCCUCGAUGUGGCCCAAACUGCUAAUCGGCAACUGAUUGCCGAAGUUGAUCGAGCCCAUCGUGAAUCUAGACAACGCGAGGCCCGUAUUGACCAACUGGAGGCCGAGACAGAGACAGGUAGCAAUCGUCUUCGACUACGGCUUGUUGAAGUAAGUGCUAUGUUGUUUUGGAGCUCAAGUAUAAAAGUUGCCACUAUCUCGAUUAGAGAGUGA
This is a messenger RNA of Protopolystoma xenopodis, 348 nucleotides long. Lineage: Eukaryota; Metazoa; Platyhelminthes; Monogenea; Polystomatidea; Polystomatidae. The record is from the annotation of a GenBank genome assembly.